AUGGGCCUGCCGGACAUAGAGACGAUACCCGAGACCGGGGCAGUGUUCACGAUCGGCCGUAGCAGAUUCGCGGACAACGUUGCGUCGCAUUUCUUCAUACGCAAGGAUCCUGUCGUCGCUAUCACCUGCGGGGACGAGCACUCCGCCGUGGUUUGUCAAACUGGAAGACUCUUCGUUUUUGGCAGUAACGACUGGGGCCAGUUGGGACUGGGUCAUAAGAACCACAUUAGCAAACCUUCAUGCGUGAAAAGAGGUCAGAAGAUCUUUGCGUGCGGUAGCAACCAAGAAGGUCAGUUGGGUCGAGAAAGUUCCGCCAUAGGCGACAGUUCCAGUUCUCCGAUCUUGAUCUACGAUUGCGGUCUCGCCGGGCCCAGAGUCCUUCAAGUCGCGGCAGGAUCGCAUCAUUCGAUGGCUCUAACGAGUGACGGGGGUGUUAUUGCUUGGGGAAGCAAUCUGGAAGGACAAUUAGGAUUGCCCGGUAUCUCGGGAUUGGUCACCAAGCCGACAAAAGUUCCCAUUCCAGAACCGGUGAAGGAAAUCAGCGCGGGAUAUUAUCAUUCAGCUUUUCUAACCGAAAGCGGUCUGGUUUAUGUCUGCGGCGAAUCGGAAAGCGGCAAACUCGGGAUCGAUGUCAACUUCUCUACGCAAGUUGCACCGAAGCAAAUGCAGUUGCCAGCGCCGGCUCUGCAUGUUGCAUGCGGCGGUCAUCACACACUCGUGUUAGCAGCAAAUGGCAAUAUUUACUGCUCCGGCAGUAACGCCAACGGUCAACUUGGCAUGGGCACGAAUGUCAACGAGGUGCACACGCCGAAACUUCUUCCACGCGGGGCUCUCCAGGACGAGACCAUCGUCAAAGUAGCUUGCGGCGAAAGCCACAGCGCUAUACUCACCGAGUCGGGCAAACUCUUCACCUGUGGAGACGGGCGACACGGAAAGUUGGGUCUAGAGGAAAACGAGAACAACGUUCACGAGAUAACGCUUGCUGCCAAAUACCAGGAGCUGUUCGUUUCGAACGUCUCGUGCGGGGGAUGUCACACGAUAUUGGUUGGUCGGAGACACGAGAUGAAUUAUCAAUCACAACGGCAAUCGGACGCUACUCAAAUGGAACAAUCGCAGAAAAUAAACUCUCUACCUCCCUUAAAACUUCCUGUAAAUAUGCAAAAUGAACAACGACUGGAUAACGCGGAAAGCAAAUCGACAAGUGAAAAAGAGAAAAUUAACGAUAUGGAGAAAAUUAACGAUACGGAGAAAAUUAACGAGGAACCACAAAAUAAUAACGAUGAAUCGAGUUCUUUGGAGAACGCGACGAUGAAUAAUUCGAACCUUGUCAACAGCACAUCGAAGAAAGACGAAGAUAAUGAGAGUCACGAGGAAUCCUCGGAAAAUGUUCCAUCCGAGAAUCCAGAAAGGAAAAGUCCAAUCGAAGAGUCGCAGCCAACUGGCGACGAAGAUCAAUCGAAAGUCGAAGAAAAUGAGCAAAAUGAUAAGAAUAAUGAAAGCAAAGAAAACAGCAAUGAAAGCGACAAGACAGAUAGCCAGGAUGAUAACGAGAAGACGGAAAAUGCAGCGAUGCGAGAGGCCGAAGAAUCGCAUACGGAAGAAGCAGCAACGACGGUAACAGACGAAACCGAACGGGAAACGUCGAUGAAUACCAUACCGCCGCCAAAACCACCGAGAAUAAAAUCCGGAAACGCCGAGGAUACGUCGAACAACGAAAAGGAGUCUUUAAAGGAAAGCAACGGAGUCGAAGAAAUUAAAAAAGAAGAAGGGGAAGAAGAGGCGAAAGAGAGCGACGAACGAAUUGACAGCGCAAAGUCGUCUGAUAAAAAGCCAAAGUCAGCAGCUUUCAAACGUGGCGAUGAAGAUAUCGUAGAUGUUACGGAGAAUUCGAUUGACAAAGUGGAGGAGGACGGACAUUCUAAAGACCCUGAGAAAUCGGAAAUGGAUGGGACGCAGGAUGAUGCCGAUGUAGUGCAGUCGCCAGCACCGCGGACAGGUAAGAUGGCAAAGUUGUUCAAAGCAAAACGGCAACAAGAAAUUCAGAAUGGAAACACGGGCAGCGUAGCGAAUCCAAAGGCUAAGUCAAAAACGUGCACUAUUCUGUGAUCGAGGAGACUUCGAAGAGACACCUGGACUCAUUAUAUUUUUUAUAA
Dinoponera quadriceps is the source of this 2153-nucleotide messenger RNA. Its product is annotated as X-linked retinitis pigmentosa GTPase regulator. The record is from RefSeq and is a predicted model, not a curated record. The coding region runs from base 1 to 2106 and encodes 701 amino acids. The transcript has 11 exons. NCBI's taxonomy places the organism in Eukaryota, Metazoa, Arthropoda, Insecta, Hymenoptera, Formicidae.